Molecule: messenger RNA, 3478 nt
Organism: Rhinichthys klamathensis goyatoka
Lineage: Eukaryota; Metazoa; Chordata; Actinopteri; Cypriniformes; Leuciscidae
Gene: gramd4a
Product: GRAM domain containing 4a
Exons: 20
Coding region: 193-2013 (606 amino acids)
Biological process (GO): apoptotic process; negative regulation of toll-like receptor 9 signaling pathway
Source: RefSeq, a predicted model, not a curated record
GUGUGUGAGUUCAGUGACAUCAACAACACACGCAGAUCCCUGUUCUCUGGCGGGGGGGGACUGACAUUACCUCGCACACAAUACAGGCUCCAGGGACAUCGUGCGGCUCUUUUUCAGACAGCAGAAGGGAAGCGGGGAUAUAUUUACAGCAGGUGUUCCUGAAGGAUCUAUCACAGACUAUCAGCAGGGUUCAUGAAACUUUGCUACGAUUUGCGAGCUAGGGCUGCCAUACACAAUGUUAAGGUAAAGCCUAAAGCAGCUGUGUUGAACAUGCUAAAGCGGCUGGACAAAAUAAGAUUCCGCGGUCCAAAGCGAGAUGACUUCCUGGAUCUACCCGAGUCCCCUACGGGGUCGGACACUGAAUGUAGUGAUGACAUGCUACUGAGACCUCGACCUUCAAUACGAGACAAUGAUGAGCAAAGAGACCCUGCUGGUUUGGGGACUUUGUCUGUCAUGCAAGACCUGAGGAGCGAAUCAGAACGUCUCAAUGAGGUGAAGGGUCAUUUGGAAAUUGCCUUACUGGAGAAACACUUCCUACAGGAGGAAUUGCGGAAGCUCAGAGAAGAAACCAAUGUGGAGACCCUUAAGCAGGAGCUGGAGAGAGAACGCAGCAGAAGACUUGACCUGGAACAGAAGAUGAGCGAUGUGCUGAAGACCAGGUGUGAAGAUUCUCCACCUCAGCUUCCACGGAAACAGCAGCCACCUGCAGCUAAUGGCACAGACAAACAGCAGAAGGAGACGGUGUGUUCGCGGCUGCAGAGUUGGCUGUAUGAUCGGUUUGGGGUUUACAUCGAGGAUUUUCGCUUCCAGCCUGAGGAGAACACAGUUGAGGCUGAGGAGCCACUAAGUGCUAAAAGAUUAACUGAAAAUAUGCGACGACUUAAACGGGGUGCCAGACCGGUAACAAAUUUCUUACGGAAUCUUUCCGCCUUAUCCAACUGGCACUCAGUAUAUACGUCAGCAAUUGCCUUCAUCAUUUAUAUGAAUGCAGCAUGGCAUGGCUGGGCUAUUCCUUUGUUUCUAUUCUUAGCCAUUCUGAGGUUGUCGUUGAACUACCUCAUCGCCAGAGGAUGGAGAAUUCAGUGGAGUAUUGUGCCUGAAGUUUCUGAACCUGUGGAACCUCCAAAAGAAGACCUGACUGUGUCUGAAAAGUUUCAGUUAGUUCUCGACGUCGCACAAAAAGCACAGAAUCUUUUUGGUAAGAUGUCAGAUGUUUUGGAGAAAAUCAAAAAUUUGUUUAUGUGGGUUCAGCCUGAGAUCACUCAGAAGUUGUACAUCGCUCUGUGGGUGGCCUUCAUCUCCUCCUGCGUCCUGCCAUACAAGCUGAUGGGCUUUAUGAUCGGGCUUUACGCAGGCAUCAAGUUCUUUAUUAUAGACUUCCUUUUUAAGAGCUGCCCGAAACUCCGAGACAAAUACGACACUCCGUUCAUCAUGUGGAACAACCUGCCCACGGACCCUCAGCUGAAAGAGCGCAGCAAUGCCACUGUGUCUCGACGGCUGUCUGGGUGUGAGAAGAUUCAGCCAGUGGUCUCACGGAGCAGUUUAGCCACCGUCCCAGCCGGAGUGACCCGAGAGGAAGAGCCUGGCCGUUCACACAACACAAAGAAAGGAGCAUUCCAUGAGAUCUUCAACCUACCCGAGAAUGAGAGACCUCUGCCGGUGUGUGAGAAUGGAUGGAGAUGCUGUCUGAUAAACAGAGACAGGAAGAUGCCCACUGACUACAUUCGCAACGGGAUGCUCUACGUCACUGAGAACUACCUGUGUUUUGAGAGCUCCAGCUCAAGAUCGGGGUCUUCAAAGAAGAACAAAGUCAUUAAACUGGUGGACAUCACAGAUAUCCAGAAGUAUAAAGUUUUAUCAGUUCUGCCUGGGUCUGGAAUGGGCAUUUCUAUUGCCACACCGUCAACACAGAAGCCACUGGUCUUUGGUGCCAUGAUACACAGAGACGAGGCCUUUGAGACGAUCUUUACCCAGUACAUGAAGAUCAUGACCACAGCCAACCCUGAGACAUAACUCAACCUUUUAUCCUUUCUGGAGGAUAUCUCGUUUGGAAAAAAAAACAAGUAUGGGACCAGCAUUUCCUGUCUGGUUAACUUUAAUUGACCGUCAUUCGGAUGAUUGUAGGCUUGAGACGUGACCAGCGGGAGAUUUUAGCGAGCUGACAUUCCAGCGAGAGAGUUCUGCAUCUCAAAGAAAGAGACUUUUCCCCAACCGGAGGGAUGCGGGCCGGCUUCUCGUCAUGCGACUGUGACCUUUUUUUUUUUCGGCUUUCAAAAGAUGAGCACACUGAUCCGACUUUUCGUGUUUUGUACUCAUCUGUCAAGGAUUCAGAUUUCAUGUCUGGUUUUUAACCUGGAAGAUGUUAAUUGCGUAAACACUGCAAGAAUUCAUUUUCUCAAUCAGUAUUUUUGUUUAAAACUUAAUUCAAGAUAUGUGUCUUGUUUUCUUACACAAAUUUGCUUCACAAGUAAAUUUGUCUUUUAACUAAAUUUAGAUAUUUUGUACUGGAAAACAAGACAAAAAUACUGAUAAAUAUGAAAAAGAAAAAAAAAGUGUAUUCACACUUUAGGCGUUUUGCAGCAACAAAUCGACAGGAAGUCAUUCAUUUGUAAUGCGAGUUGGCGAAUUAAGGCGCCGUACAGGUAGUUGAUAUGUCUUGUGCACUAUAUUCAUUGCAUCUUUCAAAUCUCAAAAAGAUGACUUUUUAUUUUUAAAAGUUAUGAGGCUGGUAAUAGUUCAACUUUGCUCACUUUGGCAACAGCCGCUGUUGCUCGAGUUGCUAGAAAUCGACAGCUUUCAUUGAAAAUGACUUGUGGUUGCUUUGUCACUGCAAAUCACUGUCAGUGCAAAUGACCUUUCAGACUGAUACAAAAAAAAAAAACGCCUUUAUUUUUUACAUUUGUUUACAUUGUUGCUGUGUGCGCACAACACAGUCGCACUCAAACUCACUUAAAUCUCACCUCUCAGCAAAGUGUGCUUCAUGUCUUUUUAGCAGAACAUUUUCCCAAACUUAACUUUGGGGAAAGUGUAGUUUCGAAAUGGUUUCAAAUGGCCUUUCUUCAAAAUGGUUGUAAUGUCGUAGCUAAUCGAUUGGUUUGCUUACGCUUGAAAACGCUAGUUAGAAAUGAAAGGUGUCAAACGUCGCACUUUAUUUUUCAGUAUGUGUACUAACCGUGUACUCAUACAAGAAAGGACUGAGUAAUAUAAGGCAACUGCUUGGAUUUAAUAUUAAGGUUAAGUUUAGUACUAGAACAGGACUGUCAAAUAAAGUGCUAUCGGAUUUUUUACCAAGUAUUUCAUGUAUUUAUGUCUUACAGAUGAACACCGGUUACUUGUUAACGUUUUGUCACUUUAAACCGUUACUAAAUGAAGUUAAAUUCAGAUUUACAGCAAAGUAGAUGUUCACAGAACCUGUUCAUAAAGCGACUAUAGUAUAAGUCUUUGGGUGAAUCUCACAAAAAAAAAAUUCCGAUCAUAU